CUCUCAAACCCUCAAAAUUUCCUCCUCUCAAUAUUAUUUUAUUAUUAACAACCUUCUUUCGUUCCCUCCAAUUCGUUAAACCCUAAACUCGCUUCCCUCUCAGUUCCACGCCUUCGUCUCCUCUCGCCUCGCCAUGGCCACCGAUCCUACUCAGCUCCAACUUGCUCUCCUCCUUGGACCUGAUCCGGUCCAUUUCGAAACCCUAAUUUCUCACCUUAUGUCGUCCUCUAAUGAACAUCGCUCCUCCGCCGAGUCUCUUCUCUCUCUUCUUCGCCAAUCUCACCCGGACGCCCUCGCUCUCAAUCUUGCUCGCAAUCUCGCCUCCUCCAACCUCCCUGAGUGCCGUGCCAUGUCCGCAAUUCUCCUCCGUAAACACCUCACGCUCGACGAUUCUUCCUCGUUUAUCUACAAGCGCCUCACGCCGCCCACUCAAUCGAAUCUCAAAUCUGUUUUGUUACUUCAAUUGCAAAAGGAGGACAACAAGUCGAUAUCGAAAAAGCUGUGCGACGCCAUUUCUGAACUAGCCGCCUCAAUUUUACCUGACGGCGCUUGGCCUGAACUUCUCCCUUUUAUUUUCCAGUGUCUGGUUUCUUAUGACGCUAAACUUCAGGAGUCGGCGUUGUUGAUUUUAUCUCGGUUAAGUCAAUAUGUCGGCGAUGCUUUGACUCCUUACGCCGAAACUUUACACGGGGUGUUUUCGCGGUUUUUGAGCAGCGAGAAUUUUGGUUUGAAAAUUGCGGCGUUGGAUGGCGCCGUUAAUUUUAUAAUGAAUUGUUUACCGAGUUCAGAGGAUCAAGAGAUGUUUCAAGAUUUGUUGCCGUUGAUGAUGAGGACUUUAACUGAGGCCUUGAAUAAGGGGAAUGAGGCAGCGGCGCAGGAGGCAUUGGAGUUUUUGAUUGAGUUGGCAGCCACAGAGCCGAGAUUUUUAAGGAAACAAUUGGUGGAUGUGGUGGGAUCAAUGCUACAGGUGGCGGAGGCGGAGGGUUUGGAGGAGGGGACACGGCAUUUAGCGCUAGAGUUUGUUGUAUCUCUUGCAGAGGCACGAGAUAGAGCACCGGGGAUGAUGAGGAAGUUCCCCCAGUUCAUAAAGAGGUUGUUUGUGGUGUUGAUGAAUAUGUUAUUGGAUGUGGACGAUGAUCCUGCGUGGCAUAGCGCCGAGACUGAGGAUGAGGAUGCUGGGGAAACUAGCAAUUAUGGAUUUGGGCAGGAAUGUUUGGAUAGGUUGUCGAUUUCUUUAGGAGGGAGCACAAUUUUGCCUGUAGCUUCUGAAGUUUUUCCGGGCUUUUUGGCAGCCGCUGAAUGGCAGAAACACCAUGCGGUUCUCAUUGCACUUGCACAAAUUGCAGAGGGUUGCUCUAAGGUAAUGAUAAAGAAUCUGGAGCGGGUAGUUUCCAUGGUUCUGAAUUCAUUCCAAGAUCCCCAUCCUCGUGCACAAUGGGCAGCUAUCAAUGCUGUUGGACAGUUGUCCACUGACUUGGGCCCGGAAUUGCAAACACAGUUUCACCAUUGUGUGUUGCCUGCAUUAGCUGGAGCUAUGGAUGAUUUCCAAAAUCCUCGAGUACAGGCCCAUGCUGCAUCGGCAGUGCUAAACUUUAGUGAAAAUUGCACUCCUGAUAUCUUGACCCCAUAUUUGGAUGGAAUUGUGAGCAAACUUCUUGUACUCCUGCAGAAUGGGAAGCAAAUGGUGCAAGAGGGUGCUUUAACGGCAUUAGCAUCAGUUGCUGAUUCAUCUCAGGAGCGAUUCCAGAAAUAUUAUGACGCUGUAAUGCCAUAUUUGAAAGCUAUUUUGAUGAAUGCAAAUGAUAAGUCCAAUCGCAUGCUUCGUGCCAAAUCUAUGGAAUGCAUUAGUUUGGUAUUAAUGGCCGUGGGAAAGGAUAAAUUUAAGGAUGAUGCUAAACAGGUUAUGGAUGUCUUAAUGUCAUUACAAGGUUCUCAACUGGAGGCUGAUGAUCCAACAAACAGCUACAUGUUACAGGCAUGGACUAGACUUUGCAAGUGCCUGGGACAUGAUUUUCUCCCUUACAUGAGUGUUGUAAUGCCUCCUCUGCUUCAGUCUGCUCAACUGAAGCCUGAUGUGACUAUCACAUCUGCUGAUUCAGAUGCUGAUAUUGACGAUGAUGAUGACAGCAUUGAGACAAUUACUCUUGGAGAUAAACGGAUAGGGAUAAAAACUAGUGUCUUGGAGGAAAAAGCUACAGCUUGCCACAUGCUUUGUUGUUAUGCUGAUGAGUUAAAGGAAGGGUUUUUCCCAUGGAUCGAUCAGGUUGCUUCCACCUUAGUUCCUCUUCUAAAGUUUUAUUUCCAUGAAGACGUUAGGAGGGCAGCUGUUUCAGCCAUGCCAAUGCUGCUGCAGUCAGCUAAGUUAGCUGUUGAGAAGGGGCAAUCCCAAGGUCGCAGUGAGCCCUACAUUAAGCAAUUGACUGAUUAUAUUAUACCAGUGUUGGUAGAGGCUCUACACAAGGAGCCUGAGGUAGAAAUUUGUGCAAGCAUGUUGGCUGCACUGAGUGAAUGUAUACAGACAUCUGGAUCGCUUUUAGAUGAAAGGCAGGUUAGGUCAAUCGUGGAUGAGAUUAAGGAGGUGAUGCUUGCUAGCUCAUCUAGAAAACAAGAAAGGGCAGAUAGGGCAAAAGUAGAAGACUUUGAUACAGAGGAAGGCGAACUGCUUAAGGAAGAAAAUGAAUUGGAAGAAGAAGUCUUUGAGGGGGUUGGUGAUUGCUUGGGAGCAUUGAUCAAAACAUUCAAGGCCUCUUUCUUGACCUUUUUUGAUGAGCUGUCCUCGUACUUAACUCCUAUGUGGGGUAAGGAUAAAACAGCAGAAGAGAGGAGAAUUGCCAUUUGUAUAUUUGAUGAUGUUGUGGAGCACUGCCAUGAAGCAGCUCUCAAAUACUAUGACACCUACCUUCCUUUCUUAUUGGAAGCCUGUAAUGAUGAUAAUCCGGAUGUCCGUCAGGCGGCGGUGUAUGGAAUUGGUGUAUGUGCUGAGUUUGGUGGUUCUGUGUUCAAACCCCUUGUUGGAGAGGCACUGUCCAGAUUAAAUAUUGUUAUAAGGCAUCCUAACUCUCAGCAUGCAGACAAUAUAAUGGCAUAUGACAAUGCUGUUUCAGCUCUUGGAAAAAUUUGCCAAUUUCACCGCGAUAGUAUAGAGGCAGCUCAGGUUGUACCGGCCUGGUUAAGCUGCUUGCCAAUUAAAGGUGACUUGAUUGAGGCGAAGAUUGUGCAUGACCAGCUUUGUUCAAUGGUGGAAAGGUUGGAUGGGGAAAUUUUGGGCCCCAACCAUCAAUAUCUUCCCAAAAUAGUCACAAUUUUUGCUGAGGUUUUAUGUGCUGGUAAUGAUCUGGCAACAGAGACAACUGUUAGUCGAAUGAUUAAUCUUUUAAGGCAACUUCAACAAUCAUUACCACCCUCUACUCUAGCAUCUACUUGGUCUUCCUUGCAGCCUCAACAACAGCUUGCUUUACAAUCCAUACUUUCAUCUUAAUGAAAAUUUCUUUUUGGUAAACUGUGAUGUCCAACUUCAAGUUCCCUGUGCAUUGCUGCAUUAAUGGAUGUCAAAGACACCUCAAAUUUUGGUCUUGGUGGUCGUUUCUACCAUGUAUUUUAGUCAUAUAUAUAUGUUUGAGGUGUGGUUGUUCACCAAUGUAAUAUAUGAUUAUUUGUUUGAUUGGUAGAGAAUGCACGAAGGUUAAAAAAAAGAAAAAAAGCGUAGUGUGUAUAUAUUUGAGUAUAUUCUUGGUCCAUUUCUUUUUUUGACUGAGAGGUGCAAAAUCAAUGGAUGCUCUUUUGUGAGGUUUUGAGAUUUAGUUGGCCAUAUAUUAUAUUUUAGGUGGAAGCUUGAGACUAUUGUGAUAGCAGUUUUGGGGCUUUGUAUAUUCUUGACUAGACGAUGAAAUAUAAAUUUUCUUUUCUUUUUUAA
Mangifera indica (mango) is the source of this 3913-nucleotide messenger RNA. RefSeq names its product importin-5-like. Lineage: Eukaryota; Viridiplantae; Streptophyta; Magnoliopsida; Sapindales; Anacardiaceae. The transcript is spliced from 20 exons. The record is from RefSeq and is a predicted model, not a curated record. Gene Ontology annotation, biological process: protein import into nucleus. Bases 134 to 3478 code for a protein of 1114 amino acids. Gene Ontology annotation, molecular function: nuclear import signal receptor activity; protein binding. Gene Ontology annotation, cellular component: nucleus; cytoplasm.